CCAGUACAAGGCUUUGACUAUGCCAAACAACACUUAGGUCAGCAGGGAGCUGAAGAUGAGAUUUUACCUGUAACUCAGGAGACUGUCGUACUGCCACUUCCAGUUAGAGAUGCUCCUGCCUCCCAGGAAAGAGAAAUUACUCAGGAUGGGAGCACCAUCAAAACUGCCCAAUCCAAUGAAACAAGGAAAAGCCGGUCCCUGAGUCAGAACGGCUCCAUCAUCAGCAACGGGUCGGGAAAGCCCAGCUCCGGCCGCAGCUCCCUCCAGAAAGUAGCGGCACCACAAAAAGUGACAAAAGACGAAGGAAGGAAAAGAAAUGGUUUUAAAUCUUCAAAGAAAAUUGUGCCUGUAAGUGAUGAAGAGGAAGGAGGCAUUCUCUUUGAUAACAUUGCCAAAUCUGCCGCUGACCCCUUCGACACCUCUUCUGGAUCGGUACAGCUGAUAGCUAUCAAACCUGUGGCACUACCUGCUGUUCAUGCUGCGUCAGAAAGGAGCCAGGAAUCUGCCAUCAUUAAUGGAGAGGUGAACAAGGCUUUGAAGCAGAAGUCCGAUAUAGAACAUUACCGAAACAAGCUGCGCUUGAAAGCCAAGAGGAAGGGGUACUACGAUUUCCCACAAGUUGAUAAUAACAAGGUGGUGACAGAGAGAAAAAGGAUGUAUGAAAAAAACCAGAAAGAACUUGACCACAUUUUGGAUCCAGAUGCAGAUAUCUCGUCUCCGUUUGCUGAGCCUAAGAGCAGGCAGCCGAUGAAGAACUCUGUAUACAGAAGCAGACAGUCUUUGAACAGUCCUAGCCCAGGAGAAACUGAGAUGGAUCUUCUGGUGACUCGAGAAAGACCUAGACGUGGAAUCCGUAACAGUGGAUAUGAUACUGAGCCUGAAAUUAUAGAAGAAACAAAUGUUGACCGUGUCAAUGAGCCUCGGAGUUACACCAGGUCCCGUCAGGCCAAAGGCCACUCGGAGACCUCAACUUUAAGUUCUCAGCCCUCCAUUGAUGAGGUUCGACAGCAGAUGCAUAUGCUCUUGGAAGAGGCUUUCAGCCUGGCCUCUGCAGGCCAUGGAGGACAGAGCAGGCAGGAGGCAUACAGCUCAGCGCCGCACUUACCCUACUCAGAGGUUGUGACCAGUGCUCCUGGUACCAUGACCCGACCUAGAGCUGGGGUACAGUGGGUACCCACAUACAGACCAGAAAUGUAUCAGUACAGUUUGCCAAGACCAGCUUACAGAUUUUCUCAGCUUCCUGAGAUGGUAAUGGGUUCUCCUCCUCCUCCUGUCCCUCCCAGAACAGGUCCUGUGGCUGUUGCCUCUCUCAGGAGGUCUACAUCAGAUAUUGGCAGCAAAGUGAGAAUACCAGAGUCCAGUGGGGCAGAUCAGGCCCAGCAUCAUGAUCAGGCAGCUUUUGCACCUAGUUCAAGAGCUCCGAUGUCUGUUGGUCCACUUGAUCAAUCAGCUUUUCACUCAGGAAAUACCGUACCAGCAGUAUUUGCCAUACCAGCAGCAAACCGACCUGGCUUCACAGGCUAUUUUAUCCCAACACCGCCCACUGCAUACAGGAACCAAGCCUGGAUGCCCUAUGCUGGAGAGAAUGAAUUACCAGGGCAGUGGGCAGACUCAGUACCACUACCUGGAUACAUCGAGGCUUAUCCGAGGCCCCGCUACCAACAUAAUUCUCCUUCACGACUUCCUCGCCAAUACAGCCAGCAAGCGAGCAUGCAUCCCAGCCUGGAACAAGCUCCUUUGCCAUCUACUGCAGCUUCUCAGCAGAGCCUGACAGAAAAUGACCCGUCUGACACUCCGCUCACCAACAUUUCUACAGCUGCCCUCGUAAAGGCAAUAAGAGAAGAAGUUGCUAAACUGGCCAAGAAGCAAACAGAUAUGUUUGAGUUCCAGGUCUAA
Antrostomus carolinensis (chuck-will's-widow) is the source of this 1896-nucleotide messenger RNA. RefSeq names its product UPF0606 protein KIAA1549L. The record is from RefSeq and is a predicted model, not a curated record. Lineage: Eukaryota; Metazoa; Chordata; Aves; Caprimulgiformes; Caprimulgidae. The annotation marks the transcript as partial. The transcript has 11 exons.